AUGACAUCCUAUCUUCAGAAAGAAAGGAUCCCAGACCGGUGGAAGACCUCGCGAACCGUUCUUAUCCAUAAGAAAGGUGACCGAGAGGACCUUCGGAACUACCGUCCGAUAUGCUUGCUGAGCGUGUUAUACAAAACAUUCACCAAGAUCAUCCUCACACGCAUAUCUAGGACGCUGGAUGAAGCCCAGCCUCAAGAACAAGCUGGAUUCCGCCAGGGAUUCAGCUGCUUGGACCACAUCCAGACUGUACCGAGGGUCAUAGAAGUUUGCCGGGAAUACCGCCUGCCCCUUGUUCUAACCUUCGUCGACUAUGAGAAAGCCUUUGACAGCGUAGAAACGAAUACAAUACUGUCAGCGCUGGUCGAUCAAGCUUUUCCACCGCCCUCUCACCAUACCCAUUGGAAAGGGGGUGCGACAAGGCGAUACUAUAUCGCCGAAGCUGUUCACGGUUGCAUUGCAAUGGAUAAUGAAAUCACUAUCCUGGGAAAAAGGGGCGUACGUGUUGAUGGAAGAUUUCUUUCGAACCUUCGUUUCGCGGACGACAUCGUUCUCUUUUCGAGCAGUACCAAUGAAGCAGAAACGAUGCUCAACGAAUUGAACGAAGCAGGGAAGAGAAUAGGACUACGAAUAAACAGAAAGAAGACACAGUUCAUGAAGAACGCCGACGUGUUCGCUGCACGGAUGGACCAGCUGAGAGCUCAGCUGGAUACGGCCCAAGGACCUCGUCAAUGUCACUCACGAAGCUUGAGAACAUCUUGGAUGAAAAUGGCGAGGGAACGAAACGAGUGGAAGAGAUGCUGGGGCCUCACAUCCAGUGAAGAGUCCAGUCUAAGUAUCUAA
This is a messenger RNA of Necator americanus (New World hookworm), 840 nucleotides long. RefSeq lists its product as uncharacterized. The transcript has 2 exons. The record is from RefSeq and is a predicted model, not a curated record. The coding region runs from base 1 to 840 and encodes 279 amino acids. NCBI's taxonomy places the organism in Eukaryota, Metazoa, Nematoda, Chromadorea, Rhabditida, Ancylostomatidae.